AUGACACGGCCUUUACUCCUUUUGUCUGAAAUUAAUGCUCAAUCUGAAUAUCUUUCACAAAAUGUUCUUAAUGUAACAUCAAAAUAUAAAGAUAAAUUAAAUAUAAUUAAAGUUCGUUGUGAUACAAAUGAUGUUGAUAUUUAUUAUACAUUAGAUGGUUCAAAACCAGAUGCAUUUAUAACAUUAGCAACACGACGUUCGACUAUACAAUAUAAAAAAAAACCAUUUUAUAUACCAAGAGAUAUAGCUAAUACAGGCAAAGUAACAAUUAAAGCUAUAGCUGUAUCACGUGAUGGAAUUCGAGAAAGUGUUAUACUAACAAAAAUAUUUGAUGUUAAAAUUAUUCCAUCAGAUCAUUCAUUAUCGGAUGAAUAUGAAAAUCGAUACUUAUAUGAAUUACAACAAGAACGAAACGAAUUAAUGAGAAAGAUGCAAAAUGAAAAUAAACAAAUGCAACAAAAAUUAUCUGAAUCAAUGCGUCGUUCAACAAUUGAUUCAUUAGUACAAGAAAAUCCAACUAAUUAUACAUAUUCAAAUUCUCAAAUACAAACAAAUGUUUUAAGAUGUGCACAUUGUUUUGCACCUAAAUCAAAUGAUUUAUAUACACGAUUUUGUACGGAAUAUGGUCUAUCUUGGCAAAAACUAACUCAUAAUCCACCGGAUAAUUAUUCAACAAGAAUUCUAUGUCCUCAUUGUAAAUCAACAAAUCCAAUACAUUUACGAACAUGUUAUAUUUGUGAAAAUGUAUUAAUGCCAACAUCAACACCACCAGAAAAACGAACUUCAAUUUCAAUUCCAACAAUAUCAAAACAAACAAAUACAAUGAUGAUAACAUGUUCAAAAUGUUUUCGUUUAAAUAAUCCUAAUGCUCGUUUUUGUGAUUGGUGUAGUUCAUAUCCUGAUCAUGCAUCUACAUCAAUACAAUGUACAAAAUGUCAUACUAAUAAUGAUUCAUUUGGAAAAUUUUUUUCAACAUGUGGAUGUGUUCUUGAACCACCAUUACGUAUUAUUGAUACACGUCUUUAA
Rotaria sp. Silwood1 is the source of this 1026-nucleotide messenger RNA. The record is from the annotation of a GenBank genome assembly. NCBI's taxonomy places the organism in Eukaryota, Metazoa, Rotifera, Eurotatoria, Philodinida, Philodinidae.